Maniola jurtina (meadow brown) is the source of this 1492-nucleotide messenger RNA. RefSeq lists its product as uncharacterized. Bases 160 to 798 code for a protein of 212 amino acids. Lineage: Eukaryota; Metazoa; Arthropoda; Insecta; Lepidoptera; Nymphalidae. The transcript has 3 exons. The record is from RefSeq and is a predicted model, not a curated record. Gene Ontology annotation, cellular component: Ndc80 complex. Gene Ontology annotation, biological process: chromosome segregation.
AAAUAUUUAAAACGGGCUGUAACGGUUCUUGCGUUUGUUAUCGUUUUUUUAUAACAAUAUAAAUUAUUUUCCAUUUUCACAAAACAAUAAGCAAUCAUUGUUUCAUUUGAUUUAAAUAAAUGUGUUUAUAAGUUUAAUAUCAGCGAUUUAUUUUCCAUAAUGGGUAUCAUCGAUGAAAACUGGAAUUAUGAAAUUGAUAUUGGUGAAUGCGAAAAAAGAGCGAACAGACUUUUUGAAUUACAAAUAAAUACUUUAUGCGAAAGUAUACUUAAAGCUCUCGACAAAGGCUUUAUAAAUAUUGUUGAAGACAAGGACUGCUUGGCUCGAAAUAAUGAUGAAGAAUUAAAAUUAUUGUUUGAAAGGAAUAAAGAGAUAAAACAAGACAUUGAAAUAAAACUUAAAGAGUUAUCACAACAGCAAGCUCAAUUUGAAAAUUUUAAACGAGAUCAGAAACUUCUAAAACAGGAAGUCAAAGAGACACAUGAAGCAUUUCUGAUGGCCAGGAAGCACUUUAAAAAAAGUUUGAAUAUCUAUUAUUCAAUAGAAUCCAGAUCAAAGGAAAUACAAAUAGUUUUCGUACAAUUCUUUACAGAGCUUAAGAAGAAUGGUGACAAUUAUUCUGUGUGUUUAUUGAAAAAUAUUAAAACUCGGCAGUAUACAUUGCAAAGUACAAAUCCAACCAUUAAGUUGUUCAAAGAACUCCAAAGAAGAUUACAAGAAAAUAAUGAUGUUGCUGGUGUCCUAUGUUAUAUAAGGGAAGCAUUUAUAGCACACAAGCUUAAAGAUAAAGAGCACUAAAGAACUCUUUUAUUUUUGAACUAGUUUUUGCCCACGACAUUGACAUUGGUAUUUUUCUCUAAACUAAUUCUGCAUUUGCUGUCCUUUUCAUAUUAGACAAGUAUGAAAAAGAUGAAAGUUCUCUAAAAUUUAGUUGUGAUCAGGAUCAGUACCAUUGUCUGUGGGAUAUAUAUUUUAUGCAUAAAUUUAAGUAUAGCCAAGUAUAGCAUGUUGCCAUCUAUCAGUGAAAAAAUUUAAAGUAAAUAAGUAUAGAUUUAUGAGUAAUAUCAAAGUUGAAGCUUAUUUCUGCAAUUAAGGUUAAUUUUGUAAUGAUUUAAAAUUUAAUACAAAUUCUGGCAGGCAGACAGCAGUCUUGACUACUUGAAAAGCAAAAGCUUAUUGAUCACAGUAGAAGCUGUACAUAUUAAGUAAUAAAACUUAUUUAUUUGAAAAAGAAUUAAACAUAUAUUGUAAAAUAACUCCAUCUUACAAGAAUGCCAACAGUAGCUAAGGGGCAUAGGAUAAUUGUUAUAUUUUCAUAGAAACAUUAUAGGUAGUUAAAUAAAAACAACUUGGUUAUUAAAAUAAACAUUUAUUGUAAUCACUAUAACAAUGUAACAACCAUUGCAUAUAAAUUAUAAUACAUUACACAAAAACUCCUGAGAUACAUUUAAUUUACAGAAUUUGUAUUUUAAUUUAAAGAUCACAUUUUAUA